Messenger RNA from Theileria annulata, 801 nucleotides. RefSeq lists its product as uncharacterized. Lineage: Eukaryota; Apicomplexa; Aconoidasida; Piroplasmida; Theileriidae. The coding region runs from base 1 to 801 and encodes 266 amino acids. The record is from RefSeq and is a predicted model, not a curated record. The transcript has 4 exons.
AUGGGAUUCUCUCAGCCAAAGACUAAAAUUAGGCUUUGUGAGCAGUUGAAGAUCCAUGCUCCUCAUAUAUUCUCAAAACCCAGAUCACCUCCUGCUGAACCACCUCCAACCAAUCAAAACAAGGUUGUUAAACCAUUACAACCUCAAUUCAUUCCAGCGUCACCUUUUCCACCUCAUCCACCUGUUGUUCCUCCUCACCGAGACAUUGUAUUCCCACCUCAUAUACCUGAACCUCCAAAAACCGCAACUCCCGAAUCUAUUUUUUCAAAAACAAAUUUGGUAUGGCAAGGUAAUAUAGCACGUAAUGGAAAGAAGAUUACUGAGACUUUGGCUAUUAAAAUCAGUGGACAAUGUUCAACAUUCUUAAAUUCUUCUGUUGAGAUGAUUAAUAUAACUCACAGGCUGAAAUGGGAAGAAGCUUCAAAAAAUGUCCCAUUGGCAGUUUUUUCAAUCCACUCCUCAAAUAACCUUAAAAUCGAACCUUUUAAAGAAUAUAUUGACUACUUUCAAUCGAAAAAUCGGGUAACAAAUUUUAUACUAAUUGGUGUAUCACCUUUGGGUAAUGAUCAUAAUAUAUACAUUUGUGCUCCUGGAAAUCCACUUUUUGAUAAGCAUUUACCAGACGGACUAACAACUCCAACGCUUAUUGGUAUUGUUACAAAUGCUGAAUUACAAACUUCAACUCAAUCUUCUGGUAAACUUCAACAAUCAAAUGGUACUGUUAUAAUUUAUAGAAAUUUUACAGAUGAUUGGUUAAGUCAACUAAACACACUAACAGCAAUGGUUGGGACUAAAAAGUAA